Papaver somniferum (opium poppy) is the source of this 1903-nucleotide messenger RNA. RefSeq lists its product as uncharacterized. Lineage: Eukaryota; Viridiplantae; Streptophyta; Magnoliopsida; Ranunculales; Papaveraceae. The transcript is spliced from 2 exons. The record is from RefSeq and is a predicted model, not a curated record. Bases 261 to 1562 code for a protein of 433 amino acids.
AGAAGAACACGUCCAAAUCCGACAGUGUAUGAAAGAAAGAAAAUCCCAUCUCAGUUGAGUUCACAUUGGGGACAUAACUUCACAUUUUUUCACUCUUAGCUUUAGAAAAAGUAAAUCUAGACAUUGAAAACAGUAUCCUAAACCAGAUCUAGACCUUCUUCGAUUCCACAAUUCCUUGCUGAAAGAGGAGUCCACCUCUAAAUUUGCAACCGUAGUCAUUGCAGUAUCAGAAAGCAUCGCCUAGACAGUGAUAUAGAUAAAUGGGAUCUAAUCAGUCAUCGCAAUUAGAAGACGAGGAAGAUGAAGAAGAAGGAGAAGAAGAACGAGAACACGAAGAAAACAAUGGUAGAAGAAGAGGGAUAAAUGGAUUAGGAAGGGAAAGUGAGGAACUAUUAGAUAAUCCAUCGUUGAUGAAGAAAGUAUUACAACAAGAACCAGAAAUGUUACCAUGUCAUGCAUCAGCAUCACCAUUAUCACCACAGCUAUCAACAAUAGGUACACCAAGGUUAGGACCAUCAAUUAAAGUAUGGGAUCCAUAUAAUGUAUUAGCACCACCACCACCGCCACCACCGUCAUUACAGCAACAGGCAUUUUCAAGGAGUUAUUCAUCUGAUGGACUAAUAGAUGAAGAUAGAUGUGGUGUUACUGAGGUUUUUUUGAUUUGUCAUGGUGAAUGUGGACUGAAUUUGAGAUCAGAUUUGGUUCCAGGGAGAUGGCCAGAAUCCAGUUUGACACCUAAUGGGAAACGGCAAGGGAGAGCUUUAUCGGUUUUUCUUAAUUCUCAAGGGGUGAGAUUUAAUGAGGUUUAUUGUUCUCCGUUGGAUCGAGCUCGGACUACUGCUAUCUCAGUUUCCAGGGAACUGAAUUUCACGGAGGAACGAAUACAAUACCUAGAUGAGCUUACCGAGAUGAGUCAGGGUCAGUGGGAGGGAUGUCUUCAAUCAGAGAUAUACACCCAAGACACAAUGAACAUAAUUGAUAGAUUCCAGCCUGAUUUUUGUGCACCGUCAGGAGAAUCACUUAGGCAUGUAGAAUUCCGAAUGAUGCAGUUCCUUAAUGUUACAGUUCUUAAACUGGAUGAGAGACUGAGGGAUAUAUCAAUGCGCCAACAGAACGAGGGUAAACCAUUUUCCCCUCAAAACUCGCAUUUUUUGCCCAAUUCAUUCCAUGACCGAGAUGGACCAGGCGUUCCAUCAUCACAAUCAGAUCUGCUUUAUAGGCAACGGCAAGGUCUUACAAGGAAAAAAUCAGGUAAAAGCAGGCUACAGUAUGUAACAAAAAUUGGAGAUCAUGAAAACGAGGACGAGGGUUCUCCAAAUGAACCAAACAACCUAGACCAUUCACUUCAAGAUGGGAAUGUCAGAAGCUCAUCUUUUUCCAUUGGUGUUUUCACCCAUGCACUGCCUAUUAAGUGUCUCAUCACUGGGAUACUAGGGUGCGGCCCAUUGAUGCUGCAAAAGAUCUGUGUUGAUGAUUCCUCAGUCACUGUAUUACAACAUUCAGUAAGAACAGGUUGGCAAAUAAAGAGACUGAAUGAUACUGCACAUCUCAGGCUUCUGUAGCUGUGAACAAGAGAAGAAGCCUCAAAAGAUCCCACGGAUAAGACGAUCCGGACAGAUCAUUUUGACGAGUAAAAAGAAUAAGAUCGACACACGAAGGUGGUCGAUCAGUUCUUUUUCGCUUGCCUGGCGCCACUUAUGAACUUAUAUUUCAGUUUACUUUACCAGUAUUAACUAAUCACAUUGUAGAGCUGUCAAAAAGAAUGCGAGUGAACCAAUUCCUCCUUAAAAGGCCUUUGUAGGAGUUGCAUCUAUAUGUUUCUGAGUGAAUCUUUUCAUUUGUAGAAUUCACAGAAUCGUUUUCUGUAUCAUGAAAUUAAUUUAUUUAGAAUCUUUUUUUGCCA